UCUCAUCCUGCAUGGUGCAGACAAGAAACACAACAAACAGGAUGAAGUUUGAGAACGUUCUGGCUGAGGCUGAUGGCUUUGGACGUUAUCAGAUUGCACUGUUCGUAUUGUUGAUUGUACCACGCAUCACCCUCCCCUUUCACUUCCUGCUAAAUAACUUUAUUGCUGCAACACCAUCCCAUCAUUGCAACAUCAGCUCUCUGGACACUCGAGAUGGUGUUUUUGAGUCUCUUACCCAGGAGGAGCAACUGACUGUCAGCAUUCCAAAACAGGAAGAUGGAACUUUUACUUCUUGUCAAAUGUUUUCACAAACUCAUUUUUUUCUUUUGACAAACUCAUCUAAUGCUACAGAAAUUCCUGUGGUUCCAUGUCAGAGUGGAUGGGUCUAUGACACCAGUUACUUCAAGUCCACUUUGGCAUCACAGUUUGAUCUAGUGUGUAAUACAAAGGGACUAACUAAAGCAUCGGCCACUGUCUUCUUCAUUGGUGUCAUGUUUGGGGCCAUAUUCUUUGGCGUUCUCUGUGACAAGUAUGGCCGUAAAACCAUACUGCUGGUUUCCUACGUCUCGGCCAUCGUCUUCAGCAUAGCCAGUGCUGUCUCGACUAGUUUCAUCAUGUUUGCAGCAUUCCGCUUUCUGACCGGAUUCAGUCUGUCCGGAAUCAGCAUCGUAGCCAUUGUUCUUACUAUCGAGUGGGUGGACAUCGAGCAUCGCACCACUGUUGGUGUGCUUGGCAGUGUUGUCUGGACUGCGGGUAAUUCCCUGCUUGCAGGCAUUGCCUACGCCAUUACUGAUUGGAGGAUACUGAUACUUACAGUCUCCUUCCCUCUUGUGAUCUCCGUGGCAACCUGGUGGUUAAUCCCAGAGUCGGCUCGCUGGCUGAUAGUGAAUGGAAAGACUGGUGAGGCGUAUAAAUUUCUACAGAAGUGUGCUAGUGUGAACAGACGACCAGAAUUUACUUCCACAAUCAAGCCUCAGACAUUGUGUGAGGUUGUCAUAGGAGAUAAACAGGGACAUAACUAUACUUAUUUAGACCUCAUCAAAACUCCACGCUUGAGGAAACUUACCAUCUGCACCGGUAUUGUUUGGUACGGUGUGGCCUCCACAUACUAUGGCAUCAGUCUAAACAUCACAGGCUUUGGGCUAGACCUCUACCUUACGCACUUUAUCUAUGCCAUCAUCGAGCUGCCCGCAAAAAUAAUCAUCUUCUUCACACUGAAGAAGUUCGGGCGACGAGCCAACCAGGUGGGAGCACAGGUCCUUACAGGAGUGUGUAUUAUCAUCAACAUCAUCACUCCUAAAGAGUACCAGACAGUUCGCACUAUUAUAGCGGUGUUGGGGAAAGGCCUGUCAGAAGCUUCAUUCGCCACCUUGUUCCUGUACACCACUGAGCUUUACCCUACUGUGUUACGACAGAACGGUGUGGGUUACUCCAGCUUUAUGGGGCGAUUAGGAGCGUCCAUCUCCCCAUUGAUAAUGAUGCUGGAUGAUGUGUGGCUGCAUUUUCCCCAAGUGGUGUUUGGGGUGAUGGCCAUCCUGUCUGGCUUGGUGGCGCUAUUGCUUCCUGAGACCAACAAUGCUCGACUGCCCGAGACCAUCGAGGACAUUGAGCAGACCAGAAAGAGAUCAUCCUGCACGAGCACAGAGGAACAGAUUAAUCCUCUGAAAAGAGACAUAAAUGAGGAGACUGUGAACUAG
This is a messenger RNA of Clarias gariepinus (North African catfish), 1697 nucleotides long. It is a transcript of the gene slc22a7b.1, whose product is annotated as solute carrier family 22 member 7b, tandem duplicate 1. Gene Ontology annotation, biological process: transmembrane transport. Gene Ontology annotation, cellular component: membrane. Gene Ontology annotation, molecular function: transmembrane transporter activity. NCBI's taxonomy places the organism in Eukaryota, Metazoa, Chordata, Actinopteri, Siluriformes, Clariidae. The coding region runs from base 12 to 1697 and encodes 561 amino acids. The transcript is spliced from 11 exons. The record is from RefSeq and is a predicted model, not a curated record.